GCAAAUGAGGUGACUGAUAGUGCUUACAUGGGCUCAGAGAGCACGUACAGCGAGUGCGAAACCUUCACGGAUGAAGACACCAGCACACUAGUACAUCACGAGAUGCACGACGAAGUAGAAACAGACAGUGCCAUCGACUCCACCGUGCACUCGGAGUUCACGGAUCCCAUCGAGGAGCCGGAGCAUGGAUCCCAUCCGCACGACCUGCCCCUGGGCUCGGACCUCAGCCACUCCAUCGUUACGGUCAUUAGCGGAGAGGAGCAUUUUGAGGAUUACGGAGAAGGGAAUGAAGCAGAUUUGUUCUCCGACAGUUUGUGUAAUGGAGAAAGCAGCUUUAAUAGCUCCUCGUUCCUUUCUCCCAGCACCAAUCCGCUCGCUGCGAAACUGCACAGCAUUAUCGCAGAUGAAGCAUUUGAGUUUUACUGUAGCCAGUGCCACAAACAAAUCAACCGCCUCGAGGAUCUUUCUGCUCGCCUGAAUGAUCUUGAAAUGAAUAGUCCAAAUAAAAGACUCUCAAGCAAGAAGGUGGCAAGACAGUUGCAUCAGACGAGCGCGCUGUCCGUCGGGGUGAUGGAGGGGUCUUACCGGGAUACGCUGGAGUGUACAGAAGAGGACAUCACGGACAAGGUGGUCUUUCUGGAGAAGCGGGUGACGGAGCUGGAGAAGGACACGGCCGCUAACGGCGAGCAGCACAGCCGCCUCAAGCAGGAAAACUUGCAGCUCGUGCACAGAGCAAAUGCUCUCGAGGAACAGCUGAAGGAGCAGGAGCUGAGAGCUGACCAAACACUCCUGGAGGAGAUCAAGAAGCAGAGAGAGCUGCUGAGCAAAAUGGAGAGGGAGAAGAGCAUUGAGAUUGAAAACCUGCAGGCCAGGCUGCAGCAACUGGAUGAUGAGAACAGCGAGCUGAGAUCCUGCGUCCCUUGUUUAAAAGCUAACAUUGAAAGACUGGAGGAGGAGAAGCAGAAGCUGCUGGAUGAGAUCGAAGACCUCACUGUGCAGCUCACAGAGGAGCAGGAGAAAAAGAGGAAGAUGGGGGACAAGCUGAGUCAGGAGAGGCACCAGUUUCAGAAGGAGAAGGAGUCGACGCAGGAGCUCAUUGAGGACCUCAGGAAGCAGCUCGAGCACUUGCAACUCUUCAAACUGGAAGCUGAGCAGCGCAGGGGCAGGAGCAGCAGCAUGGGGCUCCAGGAGUACAACAGCAGGACGCGGGAGACGGAGCUGGAGCAAGAGAUCAAGCAGCUCAAGCAGGAUAACAGGAACCUGAAGGAGCAGAACGAUGAACUGAACGGACAGAUCAUUAACUUGAGCAUCCAGGGAGCCAAGAACCUCUUCUCAGCCUCCUUCUCUGAAUCCCUGGCAGCGGAGAUCAGCUCGGUCUCCAGAGACGAGCUCAUGGAAGCAAUUCAGAAGCAAGAGGAGAUCAAUUUCCGCCUGCAGGAUUACAUCGACAGGAUCAUCGUGGCCAUCAUGGAGACGAAUCCCUCCAUCCUGGAAGUGAAGUAAGGGCGGCCGAGAGCCACCGGCUGUGCGCUCGUCGAUGGGUGUGGAUUUGGUGCUCUGAGAGGAUAAAGAGGGACUCGAAACGUCUUUGCUCUUGAUGAAGGCACAAGGAAGCAUCGCGUCAGAUCG
This is a messenger RNA of Fulmarus glacialis (Northern fulmar), 1629 nucleotides long. It is a transcript of the gene RAB11FIP3, whose product is annotated as RAB11 family interacting protein 3 (class II). The transcript has 12 exons. Gene Ontology annotation, biological process: regulation of cytokinesis; endocytic recycling. The annotation marks the transcript as partial. Gene Ontology annotation, cellular component: endocytic vesicle; midbody; cleavage furrow. The record is from RefSeq and is a predicted model, not a curated record. NCBI's taxonomy places the organism in Eukaryota, Metazoa, Chordata, Aves, Procellariiformes, Procellariidae.